AAAAAAAAUAUUUGAACUCUUUAGAUUUCAUUAGCAUCAAAAUUAAUGUAUCCAACACGAGUUGUUCGUGCUUUGCAUAAACAUGUUCCACUUAUCAAAUUUCUUGGGCCAAGAGAUAAACUUCAUAAAGAACGCACUGGUACAACACCAAAACUUCAUCCAGCAGAACCUAAAGAAACCGCUUCCCCCUCAAAUACUCCAUCUGAUCAUAAAUCUAUAAUAGCUUUUUCACAAUUACCCGAGAAAUACAAGAGAAAGGGUCCUUCUCCCGAGGAAAUAGAUGCGAUUGAACAUGGUGGAGCAGAUAACAUAAUUCGUUAUAAGGGUUACUUUAAAUUUUAAUUUAUCAAAAAUCACCGAUGUGAUAUGUGAACGUCUAUGUAAUACAACUCACACGUGGAAACUGAUUGUCCGUAUUAUUGAAAUGACAUAAUUUAUAAAAUGUUUGGUAGAAUAUCUGAUUUUGCCAUCGCAAGAAGUAACGGAUCAUCGAAAAACUGUAAAUAUUAAACAUCGUAUUAGAAAAUUGUAGUAAUAUGUUGUGCGGGGCUUGGCUCUA
Molecule: messenger RNA, 559 nt
Organism: Rhizophagus irregularis DAOM 181602=DAOM 197198
Lineage: Eukaryota; Fungi; Glomeromycota; Glomeromycetes; Glomerales; Glomeraceae
Biological process (GO): 2-oxoglutarate metabolic process
Molecular function (GO): oxoglutarate dehydrogenase (succinyl-transferring) activity
Source: RefSeq, a predicted model, not a curated record